AUGGCCAAGCUUCAAUCAAAAGUUCCUGAGCUUCUUGGCGGCCGAUUUGACGAUAGGCCGUUGCAAGGACGUUUCUUCUACCAAGAUGGUGAAAUUUUGAGCUUUUCGAUCGGCAAAUUGUCUCUUGGCUCCGCUGUUGGUGGUUCACUGACGCUUGCCACGCUCCGCGAUAGUGUCACUGAGCUGGGAAAUUCAAACUUGACACUUCCAGAGACGGUCAACCAAGCGCGUUUCGUCCAGAGCUUGGCAGUUGAAAGAGACCUCCGAAAUGGCGUAUCCAUCGAUGAUACCAUGCGUGAUAUCGUGAACAGACAUGCAGACGGCAUCUCGUUCACUUCCGACAUCGACGCCUUUGAACAAUCCCCCGCCAUCCGUGCCGUCUUCAGCGAGCUCGGAGAGCCCCAGGAAGGAGUUGCUGAAUAUUCAGCCGAUGUAGAAGAUGGGAACGAGGCAAUGCCCAUGGCAGUCUUCGAAUCAGCUCCAUUGGAAGAAGACCUCGAAUUGGUGGGACGCUUUCGGGCAACGCUGUGGGUGUCGUCCACAACGUCGGACGCUGACGUCUUUGUUGCUCUGCGUAUCAUGGAUGGCGAGCGAGAGGUUCCGCAUCGCACUACGACAGAGCGCCCCUGGCACACUCAUCGACGUGAAGAUGCUCAACCCCUCGUACCAGGAGAAGUGGUCAAGAUUGAUGUCGAGAUCAUGCCGGCUACUGGACGUGUUCUAAAAGGUCAUCGGCUGCUCGUCGAAAUCUCGCCAGUGGAGGGCCCCGGAUGCCCACCGGGAUGGGAGCGCGAGUACGACGCAUCAUACCAUGCCGGCGCUACGAAUCGCAUCUUGACUGGAGGCUCGUUUCCCAGCUCCAUUACGAUUUCCGUUGCACCUCGUGAGGACUUGCAGAUGCCACUGGGCGCCAUCGCAGGAUUCUGCUAG
Messenger RNA from Trichoderma aggressivum f. europaeum, 930 nucleotides. RefSeq lists its product as uncharacterized. The transcript has 4 exons. NCBI's taxonomy places the organism in Eukaryota, Fungi, Ascomycota, Sordariomycetes, Hypocreales, Hypocreaceae. The record is from RefSeq and is a predicted model, not a curated record. The coding region runs from base 1 to 930 and encodes 309 amino acids. Gene Ontology annotation, molecular function: dipeptidyl-peptidase activity.